AUGCUUGACGAGCAAGACAUGUUGAGCAAACGAUGGCAGUAUAUCAAGGAGGCGAAUCGCCAGGAAAUGACACGAAAGAACGCGACUGGACACGACACGACAAGAUAUGAUAACAUGUCGGACGGUGCGACAGAGGCCAUGCCGAAGACUGCAGCACUGAUACAGAUGGAUGCAGCGUCCAAAACCAGGCGGUGGGCGGCGAGUAAUGACGCGGGCAUCUCGGUGUCAUGA
Colletotrichum truncatum is the source of this 231-nucleotide messenger RNA. Lineage: Eukaryota; Fungi; Ascomycota; Sordariomycetes; Glomerellales; Glomerellaceae. The record is from RefSeq and is a predicted model, not a curated record.